GGACAGUCACCGGAGCAGACCGGUGGUGGUGGUGGUGGGGGGGGGGGGGUUUGGGAGACCACUGCAAGUGGGACUCCUUGGAAGGCUGGGCUGUAACCUGAAGCCGUGGAGCAGUGAGAGAGGGAGAAACUAAAGCAGAAGGACAGUGAGAGAGAAAGGGAGAAAUGGAGGAAGGGGAGGGAAGGAAUGAAGGGCAGAAAGAAGGUGAUGUCAGCUGAGUUCACAAAGUAAACAGAAGUCCAGACUGCAGCAUGCUGUCUUUGGGACGGAGAUUCUGGCUGGGGCAAACCCAUGGGGGCACCCGUACAACUCCAUGGGCCGGCAUCUUUAUCUCUGGGGAGGGGGACCGACUCCUCUUAGUCUCCCUCCUUAUUUUCAUCUCUUUGCCCUUCGGGACAGCACUCCCUUACGAUUACAGGUACUUGUACAACCACUGUCCAGGUCCAGAGUGGAAUGUAAUGUGCAGAGGCUGCUGCGAGUAUGACCUCAUCCGCUGUAAGUGCCCCCUGCAGGGGACUCAGGUGGGCUACGCAGUACCCUGCUGCCGCAACGCCAUCAACGAGUGUGAUCCCUGUAUUAUCCAUCCAGGUUGCAGUAUUUUUGAGAACUGUAAACGCUGCAACAAUGGGACAUGGGGCCCCAAGGAUGACUUUUUUAUCAAUGGAAAAUACUGCGCUGAGUGUCGUCCUGGCUGGUCUGGUGGCGAUUGCAUGAAGUGUGGAGGAGUAAUCCGUAAACGCCAGGGUCACUUGCUGCUGGAGAGCUACCCCAACAAUGCCAGAUGUGAGUGGACCAUUCAGGUUGACACGCCAUUCACUAUAGAUCUCAGGUUUAUGAUGCUGAGUCUAGAAUUUCAUCAUUCUUGUCGUUAUGACUACGUGGAAGUCCGAGACGGCGACAGCAUCAACUCUCGUGUUAUUGGUCGAUUCUGCGGGAGCAACAGACCUGCCCCUGUUCAGAGCUCUGGCAACAGCUUGCACAUUCUCUUUGUGUCCGAUGGUUACAAGAACUUUGAUGGAUUCUUUGCGACUUUCCAGGAGAACUCAGCUUGCAGCUCCUCCCCUUGCCUUCAUGAUGGGACCUGCAUCCUGGACAGUUCUUAUACUUACCACUGUGCCUGUUUGGCUGGUUACACUGGAAAAAGGUGUGAAAACGUGGUGGGAUGCCACAGGCCUCCGGUGCCUACCCACGGGUCCACAGAGGGUCUGUUCCAUCACUCAGGUGCACGCAUCACUUUCCAUUGUGAUCCUGGGUUUGAGCUUCGAGGUUUCCGUACUGCCAUCUGCCUGAGCGACGGCACCUGGAGUGCACCUGUGCCUGAGUGUGUGCCAGUGGAAAGAAUCUGCACUCUGCCGCCCAAGCCAACACAUGGGAACCACGUAUUGGUUUAUGGACCCAAUGAUGUCCUCAUUGCUCUCCAGUAUUUCUGCUACCAACCCUAUGAACUCAGCGGGGUGUCCCACAGAACUUGCCUUCAGAACAACACCUGGAGUGGCUCUCCUCCUGUUUGCACUAAAGUGAAUAACACACUUACUGAAGCUGGAAAGGAUCAAGAAAAGACAAAAAAGACAGGAAUGGGAAAGGAAAUGGAUCUAAACAGUGACAAAGAUGUCAUCAAAACUAAAGAGAAAGAUCAAGAAAACACAACCAAAGAAAAUGAAAGUGGGGACACGGAAGAUCUAAACUCGGGGCUGGAAAAUACAACAGCGGUUGACAGAGAAGAUAAAUACACUGGGACCAUUCCAGGGAAAACUUUUUCAGAGGGUGGUGAAGACACAGAGCUCGAAGAAAAACACACUGGGUCAGAGAAGUCCACCGAGGACACAAACGUUGAUAGCAACAGCCCAGAUAACAGUUUGAAUUCAGUUGAAGAGAAAGAACCCGAGGCGACACAACCACCUGAGAAAAAUAAUGGUAGUUCAGAUACAGACCUAGAGCAAGAAAAUACUGACACCACCCAGAUAACGGUGAGAAAAGACAAAGGACAAAGUGAGAAGGAAAAAAAAGAGGAGCAAGUGAAUGGAAAAAAAACCCCAGAGAAAGUUGGCCCUAAUGACACAAAGGUCAGGACAGUCAUAUCUGAAGGCGAGAACUCAGUGGAGAUCUUUGAACUGGAAAUGACACAAAACAGCACAGGUAUGCAAGAGUCAAAGGAGACCACGAAGGAAAAUAACACCGUAAGAUCUCCAUCACCAGGGAGGAAAAUUAUUCCCACACGAGUCAAUGUGACGCAGCACACGCUGUACAGAGCAGUUGAGGACAAGCUGAAGCCAAAGGAAAAACCAGCUGCUGAGAAAGACGUGGCAGAGAAAACCAAAGAGUUGGAAAGAGUGAGGGAAGAGAAAGCAAAAGAAAAGGAAAGAGAAAUCAACCAAAGCUUCACAGGUGAGGGACUCACGGAGAAAACCCUGAAUUUAGAUGUCCAGUUUCUCUCCAUCCGCCAACCUAUCUCCAAUCUGUUUGCCAUUUUAGGAAAAAGCUGCCCUCCCCUGCUUCGAAUUUACAAUGGCUACUACCAGGUGGUGCCAGGGCUGGAGCCCGAAACAGUGGAGUUCACAUGUAACCAUUCAUACGCUCUCAAUGGUGAUAAGAGACGCACCUGCCAGGCAGACGGUACCUGGAGUGGCAAACAGCCUCUCUGCGUCAGAGCAUGCCGAGAGCCUAAAGUUUCAGAACUGGUUAAACAAAGAAUCCUGCCUCCUCGGAUACCAUCCAGGAAGACACCUGUUGAUAGGCUGUUCUCCGCUGCACUGGGCCUGCAGAUGCAGUUAGAUGCUCCCACUAAAUCGCCUUCAGAGCUCUCCAGACUGCCCCAGGGCUUCCACAGUCUUUACACACAAAUAGAGUACGAGUGUGCCUCUCAGUUCUACCACCACGCUGGCAGCCCUCGUCGCACCUGCCUGAAGACAGGGAAAUGGAGUGGGCGUCAUGUCUCCUGUUCCCCAGUGUGUGGGAAGCAUCCGACCUUUGACUCAGGGAGGCCGGAGGAGGCCCACUGGCCCUGGCUGGCAGCCAUCUACCGCCGUUCCAGGAAGAAUGCAGAGACCAAGGUGGGCAAGGCAGACAGCCAGGCAGGGUCUCUGAAGAAGAACGGCGGGGCAGGAACCGGCAACCUAAACCAGGCCUCUGACUGGCAGCUGGUCUGCAGCGGGGCUCUGGUCAACCAAAGGAGUCUGGUGGUCGCAGCUCACUGUGUGACAGAGCUGGGCAAGGUGUAUCCUGUGGAUACAGCUAUGGUCAAGGUGGUGGUGGGGAAGCAAUAUCGUGAUGACCACAGAGUAAAUAAAGGCCUUCAACACUUGAGAGUGGCCUCCAUUAUUGUUCAUCCAAACUAUGAUCCUAAUAUUCUGGACUCUGACAUUGCCGUGGUCAAGUUACACGACAAAGCACGGAUUGGAGAAAAAGUCCUGCCGCUAUGUCUGUCGGAGAGCCAGAAAGAAGAUGGAGGAGCGGAGAUCUCUGGCCAAGGGCUUGUGACAGGCUGGUCUCCGCUACCUGAUCCCAGUUUAGGCCCAGAUGAGAAGGCAAGAGUUGGGCUCGUUCAUCUCACUGAUAUAGUUCCAUGCGAGCAGCAGUACGCUCGCAACGGCGUCCCGGUCAGUGUUACAGACAAUAUGCUGUGCGCCAGUCAAAAGCCUGAUUACAGACCCAAUAACAUAUGUCCCUCUGACACUGGGGGAAUCCUUGUCCUCCCUGCCGUCACCGAGAACCAGGUCAGCAAUAAUCCAAAUACCCCUCACGUGCGAGGGGACGGCAGCGGGCUGUGGAGGCUUCUGGGACUGGUGAGCUUUGGCUAUGACCAGGGAGAGUGUGAUCCCGACCUCUACACGGUUUACACACGUGUAGCUAACUUCAAAGACUGGAUUGAGGGCAAUAUGAAAUAAAAAUCUGCACCUUUUUCAGAGUGGCCAUUCUUUCCUGCAUCUUUUCCACGGGGGCAUUCUUGAACAAAAUACAGAAGCGACACUGGACAAUGUAAUGCUUUAACUGAAGGGGGUGCUAAUGUAUUAGAUGUGCUGAUCGAUCAACCUUUUUUCAGAGGAAUUCAGUGUUCAGGUUCCUCAUCCUGAGGUUAAAGACUUGAAAUGACCAGAAGACCAUUCGUCGUGAUGGUUUUAAUUGUUUUGUACAUAUGUUUCAAUGCUAUGAAUAUAUAAUUUUUUAUUAUGCGAAACAUGUACAUAGUAUGCUGAAAAUGUUUCAAUAAAAGAAAAUACUGGCGUGGGAAACUUCAUGAUUUUUAUUCUCUGUAGUGUAAAACCUGUAAAGUGAACAGUAUAAAUGUACUCUGCUGAAUAAAAAUACUGAGG
This is a messenger RNA of Menidia menidia (Atlantic silverside), 4310 nucleotides long. The record is from the annotation of a GenBank genome assembly. Lineage: Eukaryota; Metazoa; Chordata; Actinopteri; Atheriniformes; Atherinopsidae.